AUGAAGACAAUUUCCCAGCAACUGCUACCCAAGGUAAUGGCAAGUUCUGAUUACAUGGAAGCUCAUUACAUGGGAGCAGCUCUUGCAUAUUUUGCAGAACAACGCACAUUGGAGAUCGCUAGAAAAGGUUUCUCCCAAAUCACUCUUCCGAAGCAACGCAAAACCAACAAGAAGCAAACAUCAACUCUAUUUUGCCGAGACGGGGAAGACAAGGAUUACGCUGCUGCGGUCUUGUUGAUUGCGAAGACGCUCAAGGACGCACAAACUAGAAGACACGCACUCGAAGUCAAAAUUCAUCACGAUUCCAGGAUGGCAGAAGAGCGACUGGUUCGACGAAAUGAGAAAGGCGCUUGCCUAUCCAUGAAAAAAGUCAUGACUGCACAAUUCGAAUAUAUUCACAUUCUGCAACGAAUCGCAGCCAUCGCAGCGCUUCAAUACAGCCUGGAAAACGGUUUGAUCAAAGCCAGUCUCGUGGAGGAUAUCCUCAUUGAAGUUACGUCUACAACGGAACCGGGUGACACGCCAACCGAAUUCAAUAACGAUGAAGCAUUGGAUCAAUUGGAAUGUGGAGACUUUUUUCCCAUCCUAGAUACCGAGACUGGGACCAUUACCUUUACAAACUCCUACAAUUAUGCAUCCAAUUUGGAAGUGGUUGAUUCUAGACCUGAGCAGCAGCAAUCGCACCAAUCGCCCAAAUCCGUUAGUGGAUUCAUAUGA
Molecule: messenger RNA, 717 nt
Organism: Cylindrotheca closterium
Lineage: Eukaryota; Bacillariophyta; Bacillariophyceae; Bacillariales; Bacillariaceae
Source: the annotation of a GenBank genome assembly